CUCCGUUGUUCUUGGCACUAAAACUUGGCGAUCUGCGGAGCGACAGCCGGAAUGACCUCAACAAAGAUUUGGUUCUCCGCCGGCCACAGAGACACGCGAAACGCUCUCUGGUGGACACGCACUCUGAAUUCAAUUGACUUCGCCCUGCCUCACUGUCAAUGGCAAUGGUACAGAGCGCAUAUUGCUUUUUGCUGUGACAUGAUGCUACACAAGCCACAAUGCUUCCCAUCUCUCGUUUGCGAUCACACGCGGUGACCCUCACACGAGGGCACUGGCGCUGCAUCAAUGCCAGCUAUGGAGGAAGAAGUGCCAACACCCUACGUUUCCUAAAAUUAGAUACAUAUUCAUUCGCACGACUUGCGUCGACCUCAUCAACCUCGCUUUCGCGAAAACUGGACCUUCUCGCCAUCGAUAAAAAGUGGCAGGAAAGAUGGCAAUCGGAAUCAAAGGCAGAACCCACAGCGACGUCGGGCAAAGAAGAGAAGCCGAAAUCAUACAUUCUCUCGAUGUUUCCCUACCCGUCCGGUACUCUACACAUGGGCCAUCUGCGCGUCUACACGAUCUCGGAUGUCUUGUCGCGAUUCUACCGCAUGCGCGGCCGGGAUGUUCUGCAUCCCAUGGGUUGGGAUGCUUUCGGGCUACCUGCGGAGAAUGCAGCUAUCGAGCGAGGAAUCGACCCCGCGGAAUGGACGAAGGACAAUAUUGCGAAGAUGAAGGAGCAAUUGAUGAGUAUUUCGGCGAAUUUCGAUUGGGAUAGGGAGCUCAUGACAUGCUCUCCGGAGUUUUACAAACAUACCCAGCGGAUAUUCCUGAUGCUCUACGAAAAGGGACUUGCAUAUCAAGCGGAGGCAUUGGUCAACUACGAUCCCAUCGACAAGACAGUCCUUGCAAAUGAACAGGUCGAUGCAAAUGGUUACUCAUGGCGCUCGGGCGCAAAGGUGGAGCAGCUGAUGUUGAAGCAAUGGUUCUUCCGCAUCACUGCCUUCAAAGAAGCAUUGCUGAAAGACCUGGAUACACUCGCAGGUGGUUGGCCGGAACGUGUGCUAUCAAUGCAGAGACAUUGGAUCGGACGGUCGACAGGGGCUAAAAUUAAAUUUCCGCUUACCCUUGAUGCGUCGAACAAAGUCGAUGUAGAAGUCUUCACCACUCGCCCGGACACGCUGUACGGUGUCGAGUAUCUUGCGCUAUCCCUGGACCACCCAAUUGUCGUGAAGGCUGCCGAGAGAGAUCCUGGCCUGCGCAAGUUCUUAGACGAAGCGGCCGACCUGCCAUCAGAUUCAAAGGCAGGCUAUAAGUUGCGUGAUGUCAAUGCCAAUAACCCGUUGCAUAUUAUCGACAAGGAGAGUCCAGAGAUUUCGAGACCGCUCCCUGUCUUCGUCGCACCCUACGUGCUUAGCGGUUAUGGCGAAGGCGCUGUUAUGGGGGUACCGGCUCACGACACAAGGGACAUGGCUUUCUUCAAAGAGAACGUGAAACCAGAGUUCAUCUCGGUAGUCGUUGAGCCAGAGUCCACUAUUGGGACUGGUGAAGAGACUAGUACCAACACCGUCCCUGCGGAAGGCGCUAAAGCUUUUACGCAGGAGGGGUUCCUUACUGCGAAGUGCUGGAAGUAUAAAGGUCUACAUUCCAAGGAGGCAGCCAAACAAAUCGUUACUGAUCUCAAGCAAAUCGGCCGGGGCGAUUUUUCUGAGACAUGGAGACUGCGCGACUGGUUGAUCAGUAGGCAGCGGCAUUGGGGAACACCGAUCCCUAUAAUCCACUGCGGUGAUUGCGGUCCUGUCCCAGUCCCAGUCGAGCAAUUACCAGUCGAAUUGCCUCGUAUUGAAGGAGAUUGGUUGAAAGGCAAGAAGGGCAAUCCCCUAGAAUCAGCAGAGGAAUGGCUCCAUACCGAGUGCCCAAGCUGUGGAAAACCAGCGAAGCGAGAUACUGAUACCAUGGACACUUUUGUCGAUUCUUCUUGGUACUACUUGAGAUACCUUGAUUCCAAGAAUGAAGAGCUGCCCUUCUCGCCUACUGUAGCUCGUCCGGUUGAUAUCUAUAUCGGCGGUGUCGAGCAUGCUAUCCUCCAUCUCCUGUACGCUCGAUUCAUCUACAAAUUCUUGGCCCAGUCAGAGCUAUUCCCUGAGAUUGCCAAAUUGGGCACCAUCGCAGAACAACCAGCAGAGCCUUUCCGGACACUACUCUCACAGGGUAUGGUUCACGGGAAGACUUAUACGGAACCCUCGACGGGCCGAUUCCUUCACCCAUCGGAGGUAGACCUGACGAAGCCAGACAAGCCCGUCAUCAAGGGCACCGAUAUUACCCCUAAUGUUUCUUUCGAGAAAAUGUCCAAGAGCAAGCAUAAUGGCGUGGACCCCACUGUUUGCACAGGCAGGUAUGGCGCAGAUGCGACCCGUGCCCAUGUCCUCUUCUCCGCUCCUGUGAGUGAGGUCCUCGAGUGGGACGAGACCAAAAUUGUUGGUAUCGAGCGCUGGUUCGUUAGGCUGUGGAAAUUUGUGCUCGACGCUCGUGAGAACCUUGCCAGAGCUUCGUUUACUGUGUCUGAGAACGACCUCACCUCAGGCCAUGCGGUUUCUCUGCCGCUCCCUCUUCAGCUGUCAGACAGCGAUGCGGACGCCAUUCUUUCUACCCACAACACCAUCUCUUCUGUCACGAAUUGCAUCGAAAAUAACCCCUACGGCCUUAAUACUGUCAUCUCAGACCUUACAAAACUCACAAACGCCUUGUCCUCAUCCCCACCGGCUUCCUCAUCAGUCCUCUAUCUGACCGUCUCUUCCCUCCUCCGGCUCCUCGCUCCUGUUGCUCCGGGGCUGUCUUCCGAGUCAUGGGAAGCUCUCCAUGCUCCUCUCCUGCAAGAAGCAGACGCUGUCGUGCCUUCAAUCUUCUCCGCAUCUUGGCCCACGCAGCUCCUUACCUCCGCCGACGCGGCUACACUCGCUGCUCGCGGCGGCCAGACAGUUGCUGUCCAAAUCAACGGAAAGCUGCGCUUCACCGCAACCAUCCCUAGAAUGCUGUCACCGAGCAGCGCACCCACGCCUGAGCCGGCUACUACUGGCGACUCCACCGUACACGGCGCGGAGCAGGACCCCGCGGCGGAAGAACAGAACUGGAUUAUCUCCCACAUCCUGGAAACAGACGAAGGCAAGCUGUGGCUGACAGAGAAGAACGACUGGGAGAAGAGGAGAAGGGUGAUUGUCGUCAAGGGUGGAAAAGUGGUAAACAUUGUAUUCUAGAGUAGAAAUGGGAUUCCGUCGAAAUGUCGGCUGAUGGUUUCCCUUGUAUCAUAUCAUGUAGAUGAAGCCUGCAUCAUGUAUGUAGCUGAUGUAUUAUAUAGAAGACCACGUUGGAUAUCCCCGCUUAUAAUGCAGUCAUGGAAUAGAAUUUGAAAUAUUA
Paecilomyces variotii is the source of this 3393-nucleotide messenger RNA. Its product is annotated as leucyl-tRNA synthetase. Gene Ontology annotation, cellular component: mitochondrion. Bases 219 to 3233 code for a protein of 1004 amino acids. Gene Ontology annotation, molecular function: ATP binding; leucine-tRNA ligase activity; aminoacyl-tRNA deacylase activity. NCBI's taxonomy places the organism in Eukaryota, Fungi, Ascomycota, Eurotiomycetes, Eurotiales, Thermoascaceae. Gene Ontology annotation, biological process: mitochondrial translation; leucyl-tRNA aminoacylation. The record is from RefSeq and is a predicted model, not a curated record. The transcript is spliced from 3 exons.